AUGCCUGCAGGACACGGGACUGGAUCGAUUCACUUUAGCGUUCUAUUUCGGGGUGUGGAGAAGUGGAGAAAACAAUUGGGUUGCCGUCAGUCAUCGAUGGUUCGGAUCACCGAGGAAUUGGUCCGCAAACGAGCAGAACAUAAUGAGGGGGAAAUAUGUAGUCUGGAGGAACUAGCACUUCACCAACAGGAUAUUGAGAAAAUCGAAUUUCUAAAUAAAAACUGUAAAAAACUCAGGAUUUUGUAUCUGCAGAACAAUCUUAUCUCCAGAAUUGAGAAUAUUAACCGUUUAAAGGAACUGGAAUACCUUAAUUUAGCUCUAAAUAAUAUUGAAAUAAUUGAAAACUUGGAAGGUUGUGAAUCUCUAAAAAAACUCGAACUCACAGUGAAUUUUAUUGGUGAUUUGACUAGCGUGGAAAACCUGAUAAAUUUGGAAACUCUUGAAGAGCUUUAUUUGAUAGGGAAUCCGUGCACCGACUAUGCUGGGUACAGAGAGUAUGUCAUCGCUACAUUGCCCCAAUUAAAGAUACUAGAUGGUGAAGAAAUCGGAAAAGCUGAACGCAUCACUGCUUUUCAAAAUCUUUCGAAACAUUACAAAUCUAUACUGAACUCACAGGAAGAAUACUUUCACAGAAGGGCCCAUGAGAAAGUUCAGGCUCAGCAACGGAAAGAAAGGUUUUCGGAAAAGUUGAAGGAAAAUAAUGGGUGA
Messenger RNA from Echinococcus granulosus, 708 nucleotides. RefSeq names its product Leucine-rich repeat-containing protein 6. The transcript has 9 exons. Gene Ontology annotation, molecular function: protein binding. The coding region runs from base 1 to 708 and encodes 235 amino acids. Gene Ontology annotation, cellular component: cytoplasm. The record is from RefSeq and is a predicted model, not a curated record. Lineage: Eukaryota; Metazoa; Platyhelminthes; Cestoda; Cyclophyllidea; Taeniidae.